Molecule: messenger RNA, 549 nt
Organism: Strongylus vulgaris
Lineage: Eukaryota; Metazoa; Nematoda; Chromadorea; Rhabditida; Strongylidae
Source: the annotation of a GenBank genome assembly
AUGGCAUGGCGCUUUCAAGCCUCAAAAUUCAAAAAUACCACACCACACAUUCCCAAAAGAGAGGAAACUAUCUUUGACGUUCCUGUUGGCAAUCUUUCAUGUACAAAUAAUGGAAUUCAAGCUAGCGCGAGUUACUUAGCAUUUCUUGUGGAGGGUGAAGGUGGUAAGCUUGGGCUUUUACCAAUAGGAGCAAAAGGAAGACGGACUCGAAAAGACAUGUCCAUAGCUUGUGCUCAUGGGGAACAGGUAGAUGACUUUUGCUUUAUGACCUUCAAUGAUGAUCUCUUGUUAACCUGUAGCCGAGAUGAUAAUGUCAAAGUUUGGCGUUUAUUGGCGUUGAAUGGCUUUGAGGAUAAAGGUCAGUCCAUCGAUUGGAGCGAAGAUGGAAAACUUCUGGCAAUUAGCGCUGACAAGGGUCGUCAGGUGUACGUUUAUGACGUUAGGAGUGGUUCUUCACCGGUACACAACAUGGCUGUACAUCAAGGAAUGGGGCGCGAAUCGCGUGUUCUUUUCUGUGGCGAUCGCCUCCUUUCCAGUGGUUUUACGAAU